CUUCGUUAUUGCAUAUGGCAGCGGUUGACCGGUCAUCUCGGUGCGCUUUCCCCACCAAGUUGGAAUGUACGGAAAGUUAUUUCUACCCACCUGAGUGCUAAUUGGUCAUUUUGCUCCGUUGCGGUUCUAGAUCGGCGGCAUUCAUCGCCGGUUGCUUGCUAAGCGGUACUCUAGGAAAGAUAUGGCUAUGCUGAUCGCUGCUCGUCGAUUGGCGAGUGGAUCCACGCGGCCCGUUUCCUCGGAGUCGCUGCGGUAUACGACGAGCUGGAGAUAUUUCUCAACUUCAUUCCGAGAAGAAAGAGACACGUUCGGCCCCAUCCAAGUCCCAUCGGAUAAAUUAUGGGGGGCACAAACUCAAAGGUCAUUACAGAACUUUGAAAUUGGUGGUGACAGAGAAAGAAUGCCUGAACCCAUUAUACGUGCAUUCGGUGUUCUUAAGAAAUGUGCAGCCAAGGUGAAUAUGGAGUAUGGACUUGAACCAUCCAUAGGGAAGGCAAUAAUGCAAGCUGCCCAAGAAGUUGCUGAGGGAAAGCUAAAUGAUCAUUUUCCUUUGGUGAUCUGGCAGACUGGUAGUGGCACACAAAGUAACAUGAAUGCCAAUGAGGUUAUAGCAAACAGAGCAGGUGAAAUUCUUGGUCAUAAAUUAGGUGCAAAAGCUGUACACCCAAAUGACCAUGUGAAUAGAUCACAAUCUUCCAACGACACAUUUCCUACUGUGAUGCAUAUCGCAGCAGCAGUUGAGAUUAAUAAGAGAUUAUUGCCAAGCCUGAAACAACUGCAUACAUCACUACAUUCAAAGUCUAUUGAAUUCAAUGACAUCAUCAAGAUUGGGCGUACACACACUCAAGAUGCAACACCUCUUACACUUGGACAAGAGUUUAGUGGAUAUGCCACUCAAGUGAAGUAUGGAAUAAAUAGAGUUUUUGGCACCCUUCCACACAUGUAUCAGCUUGCACAAGGAGGAACUGCAGUUGGAACUGGAUUGAACACAAAAAAAGGGUUUGAUGUGAAAAUUGCUGCAGCAGUGGCAGAGGAAACAAGUCUGCCAUUUGUUACAGCCGAAAAUAAGUUUGAAGCAUUGGCUGCACAUGAUGCAUUUGUUGAAAGCAGUGGUGCCUUAAAUACAAUUGCUGUUUCCCUCAUGAAGAUCGCAAAUGAUAUACGUUUUCUAGGAAGUGGUCCACGUUGUGGUCUCGGUGAACUCAUUCUUCCCGAAAAUGAACCCGGAAGCAGCAUCAUGCCCGGGAAGGUGAACCCUACACAGUGUGAGGCUCUCACGAUGGUCUGUGCUCAGGUUAUGGGAAAUCACGUGGGCCUCACAGUGGGGGGAUCUAAUGGUCAUUUUGAGCUGAAUGUAUUCAAGCCUAUGAUUGCAAGUUCUCUCUUACAUUCUGUGAGAUUGCUUGGAGAUGCAUCUGCUUCUUUUGAAAAGAACUGCGUGCGGGGAAUCCAGGCCAAUAAGGAAAGGAUUUCUAAACUACUACACGAGUCACUCAUGCUUGUCACAUGUUUGAACCCGAAAAUCGGGUAUGACAAUGCUGCUGCGGUUGCUAAAAAAGCACACAAGGAAGGAACUAGUCUAAAGGAAGCUGCUCUUAGUUUAGGAAUGCUGACCUCGGAAGCGUUUGAUGAACUUGUAGUUCCGGAAAAGAUGAUCGGGCCUACAGAUUAAUUGCCCCCUCUCAUCACAAUAAAUGACCCAUUUUUUUGGCUACACUAUUCUUUUCUUCCAUCAUUGAUCAAAUCCCAAUUAGAAAAAUAAAAGAUGCAAGGACCUCUCAAAGAGGCAAAUUGGAGAAUUCAUUCAAUCCUGACUAGGGUGGUAAACGAACCGAACUGAGUUGAAUAAUGUGAUUUUGUAUUAGUAUUUGUUUAAUUUUUUCGAAUACGAAUCUGAAUUUGAAUAUGAAACGAAUAUUUAUUUCGAUUUGUAUUCGUAUUUGUUUAACAAUACGAAUAGUUAACGAAACAAUAUGAAUAUCGAAUCGACCUGAUCAUAAGUUAAAUAUUAGUCAAAUAUCAUUUAAAAACA
Molecule: messenger RNA, 2032 nt
Organism: Cuscuta europaea
Lineage: Eukaryota; Viridiplantae; Streptophyta; Magnoliopsida; Solanales; Convolvulaceae
Source: the annotation of a GenBank genome assembly